AUGUGGGUGGCUGAUGCAUUGUCCCGAAGGUAUGCUUUACUUUCCAUUUUAGAUACAAAAUUACUUGGCUUUGAAUACAUUAAGGAUUUGUAUGCACAAGAUUCUGAUUUUGGUGAUGUGUUCAAUGCAUGUGAAAAAGUGGCGUUUGGUAAGUUUUAUAGGUAUGAUGGGAUGAUGGCUCCCAAAGAUAUCGUAUUUGACUCAGAAACAAUGUGGAUCCAGCUCCACAAUAUCCCUUUGGGUGGAAUGACUAGGCAGACUGGUUUAAAAAUAGGGAGUAGCAUGGGAGAGGUAGUGAGUGUGGAUGUGGAUGAGGAAGGGAUUGGUUGGGGCCCCUACCUGCGUGUUCAGGUUAACAUUAAUAUCACACAGCCUCUCAUGCGAGGCAUUAUCAGUUCCUUCAAUGGGAGCAAGGUCUGGAUUGCCUUCCAAUACGAAAGGCUUCCAAAUUUCUGCUUCUGUUGUGGUAUUAUUAAGCAUGGCACGACUGGGUGCCCUGAACCUGCAGCAGCCAGGUCGAUGCAUGGCAAAUAUGAAGCUCAGUAUGGUGCCUAG
This is a messenger RNA of Carya illinoinensis, 555 nucleotides long. RefSeq lists its product as uncharacterized. The coding region runs from base 1 to 555 and encodes 184 amino acids. The transcript has a single exon. The record is from RefSeq and is a predicted model, not a curated record. NCBI's taxonomy places the organism in Eukaryota, Viridiplantae, Streptophyta, Magnoliopsida, Fagales, Juglandaceae.